Messenger RNA from Equus caballus (horse), 5114 nucleotides. It is a transcript of the gene SLC6A12, whose product is annotated as solute carrier family 6 member 12. The record is from RefSeq and is a predicted model, not a curated record. Gene Ontology annotation, biological process: neurotransmitter transport; sodium ion transmembrane transport. Gene Ontology annotation, cellular component: plasma membrane. Gene Ontology annotation, molecular function: gamma-aminobutyric acid:sodium:chloride symporter activity. NCBI's taxonomy places the organism in Eukaryota, Metazoa, Chordata, Mammalia, Perissodactyla, Equidae.
CCGGGAACAGAGGACUUGACUUCCUGAGGUUAGAUGUUGUAAUCCUGGUUCACAGACUUUUGGCUUCAGUCCCUCCUGCUGCUUGUGGUGUUUCUCUGCUCCUUCACUGCCCAAUACAUUGGUGCACGCACACACACGCACGCACACACACAGAGUUGCUUUCUGCCUGGGAGUCCCUGGACAAUGGCACCAAUGACUCAGAUGGGAUUCUGAGCUGGAACGAACAGGAGAAAGAGUGAAGGUGGAGGACAGUUUCCCUUUCAGGUCCCAUCUCUCUUGGCUUUCUCCUAAGCAGCCUCUCUGGGACUGUCCUGGGCAUCUGAGCGCGGAGCUGAGUGGAUCACAGGAGCCAGGCUCGGGGACUGAGGGGUACUUAAAGCCCAGAGCGGAGGUGUGAUUUGCCUAAGGUCACCCAGGAAGUUAGAGACUCGGCUCCACCACUUAUUGUAUUGGCCGUGCCUUCUCACCUUCCUGCCCCACUCCCAGCUCUGUGGACUCCCAACCCAUUGCAUGGCUAUGGAGAGCAAAGUGGCAGUCCACAAGGAUGGGCCUCCUGUGGUCUUCUGGGUCCCUGAGGAGGGAGAGAAGCUGGACCAGGAAGGUGGAGACCAGGUGAAGGAUCGGGGCCAGUGGACCAACAAGAUGGAGUUUGUGCUGUCAGUGGCCGGGGAGAUCAUUGGGCUGGGCAAUGUCUGGAGGUUCCCCUAUCUCUGCUACAAAAAUGGAGGUGGAGCCUUCUUCAUCCCCUACUUCAUCUUCUUCUUCACCUGCGGCAUCCCAGUGUUCUUCUUGGAGGUGGCACUGGGCCAGUAUACCAGCCAGGGCAGCGUCACGGCCUGGAGGAAGAUCUGUCCCCUUCUCCAGGGCAUUGGUACGGCAUCUGUGGUCAUCGAGUCCUAUUUGAACAUCUACUACAUCGUCAUCCUUGCCUGGGCUCUCUUCUACCUGUUCAGCUCCUUUACCUCCGAGCUGCCCUGGACCACUUGUACCCAUAACUGGAACACAGAGCAUUGCAUGGACUUUCUGAACCACUCGGGAGCCAGCACAGAGACCCCCUCUGAGAACUUCACCUCCCCUGUCAUGGAAUUCUGGGAGAGACGAACCCUGGGCAUCACCUCGGGCAUCCACGACCUGGGGGCCCUGCGCUGGGAGCUGGCCCUGUGCCUCCUGCUUGCCUGGGUCGUCUGCUACUUCUGCAUCUGGAAGGGGGUCAAGAUCACAGGCAAGGUGGUGUAUUUCACAGCCACCUUUCCCUACCUGAUGCUGGUCAUCCUGUUGGUCCGCGGCGUCACCCUGCCCGGAGCCUACGAGGGCAUCAUCUAUUACCUGAAGCCAGAUUUGUUUCGCCUCAAGGACCCCCAGGUGUGGAUGGACGCCGGCACCCAGAUCUUCUUCUCCUUCGCCAUCUGCCAGGGGUGCCUGACAGCCCUGGGCAGCUACAACAAGUACCACAACAACUGCUACAGGGACUGCAUUGCCCUCUGCUUCCUAAACAGUGCCACCAGCUUUGCAGCCGGGUUUGUGGUCUUCUCCAUCCUGGGCUUCAUGUCCCAAGAGCAGGGGGUGCCCAUUUCUGAAGUGGCUGAGUCAGGUCCUGGUCUGGCCUUCAUCGCAUUCCCCAAGGCUGUGACUAUGAUGCCCUUGUCCCAGCUGUGGUCCUGCCUUUUCUUCAUCAUGCUCAUCUUCCUCGGGCUGGACAGUCAGUUUGUCUGUAUGGAGUGCCUGGUGACGGCCUUCGUGGACAUGUUCCCCAGGCAGCUCCGGAAGAGUGGGCGGCGAGAGCUCCUCAUCCUCGCCAUCUCUGUCACGUGCUACCUGAUAGGGCUCUUCCUGGUCACCGAGGGCGGGAUGUACAUCUUCCAGCUGUUUGAUUAUUACGCUUGCAGUGGCACAUGCCUGCUCUUCCUUGCAGUGUUUGAAGUAAUCUGCAUCGGCUGGGUGUAUGGAGCCGACCGUUUCUAUGACAAUGUUGAGGACAUGAUUGGCUACCGGCCAUGGCCCCUGGUGAAGAUCUCCUGGCUUUUCCUGACCCCUGGACUUUGCCUGGCCACUUUCCUCUUCUCCUUGAGCAAGUACACACCCCUCAAAUACAACAACAUCUACGUGUACCCUCUCUGGGGGUACUUCAUUGGCUGGUUCCUGGCUCUCUCCUCCAUGGUCUGCGUCCCACUCUUCAUCAUCAUCACCCUCCUGAAGACUCAGGGUUCCUUCAAGAAGCGCCUGAGACAGCUCAUCGCCCCUGACCCCAGCCUGCCAAAACCCCAGCAACACCUGUAUCUGGAUGGUGGCGCAGACCAGGCCUGCAGGCCCUCCCCAACGAAGGAGGGGCUGAUAUCUGGGGAGAAAGAGACCCACUUGUAGGAUGUGGCUGGAAGCUGAGUGGCUACUGAGCCAGGAACCUCGGUCAGGGCCACUCAAUAACUUCCAAUGGACAGCCUUCGCCUCUGUCCCCUACCACAGUCCUGCUGAGAACCUUUCAAUGUCCCUGGGGACCCCCAGUGGGACACCAGCCUCCUCUCCUCUCCUCAGCUGCAGCAGCUCUUCCUGACGGGCUAAAGGUGGUCCCCCUGGGACGUGCCAUGCUAUGAAGCGACUCCCUGUCGGAACACACCAUCUUAUUAUAAAGGAGGGUGGGCUGAUUCUAACACAUAUUGUGAGGGAACUCCCACUGCAGGGAUGUUUCCUGUUCGAGCUUACUGUAUACCAUGACCUGAUUCAGAGAGCCCAAUGGAACAUACCGCGUUGGAAGUGGCAACUGAACACACCACACUGGAUUCUGACAUUCCAUUAAACAGGGUCCUUCAUGAGGCUUAGCAUUCUGGAGUUCAUGGCGAAGGAACUAGAGAAACGGCCAGGAGGCAAACCUUCACAUGCCACCAUUGUCUUGAGUUUAACUGGAGGUGGUCUCUCAAGGUGUUCCUAGCUCCAGCUUCAGUUCCACACUCUUGCAAUGCUGUCAUCAACUCAUUGGAAUGGAAGGGACUUAGACACAAUCCCUUGACUUUGCAAAUACACAGCACAUAUGUCUCUAUGGGCCUCUGCCCAAAAAAAGACAUUGCUAAUCCAUCACAGGUCCUUUCCCACCUCAAUCCUUGUAGAUAUAGUGCUUCAGGCAGUCCAUUUGCCAUCCUGCUUUUGUUCAACCCCCUGACUCCAUGGAUGAGGAAACUGAGGACCAAAGAGACAAAGAGACCUUUUCAAGUUCACACAGCUCCCCAGGCCAGAUGUACAACUAAAACCUGGUCACCUUGUUCUCAGGCCAGUGUUCUCCCCGUUACAGCCUCCUGCCUUAGUUAACAAGCACGUAUGGAUCACCUGCCGCCGUGUGCUAGCCUUCUUUACCGCUCCCCAUUUCUGCUCCAUUCUGUAGUGCUUGGGUAGGAGGGAGGGGGGUCCCCUCUGUGAAGGCCAUGAGCAGUUCUCCCCAGAUUGGUGCCCCACCUCGGUAUUCUUUCUGCCAGCCCAUACUCAUCUGACCAGAUGUCCUCUGGACCCUUUGUUCUUGCCAUGUUCUGUCUCCCUUCCCCCAGCGGAGGCCUUGGCGUCUGCAAAGCCCCCUGGUCUCCCACAGAGACGGGGGUGUGUGUUGAGGGUGCUUCUCUCCCCAUGUCCCUACCAAAUCACCAGACCCUUCCCUGGCUGGAGAAGGCUUCCUGGAGGAGGAAGGCAGGGCUGGAUAAGUUCCACGUUCUUGUGUUCAGAAGGGAAGCCAGGAGAGGGAUGGGAGUGGGGUAGGGGGAAUGGUGCAUAGGUACAUGUCUGCCCAGUGGACAGAGUGAAAAUCUGGCCAGGGUGAGUUCCAUCCUGACAGCCCCAGGCCAUCCUCAGAGUAUCCAUCAUCCUUUGCCCAGACAUGUAGGCUUCUCAGCUGGUGAGAACAAGUUCGUUGGCACACUGGCCACAAGCAGAUGUCCAGACUCCUGGGUUCUGGCAGUCCCGUUCUGCCUUCCUCUGGACCGCUCCGUGCACCUGUGCUCACCCUUCUUAGACUAGUUAGUGGGGAAAGAAGGAGGCACCGGAGAAGGGGAUGGAGAGAGGGAUGGAGAGAAACUGCCUCAGCCAGAUUGCUCUCAUUUGUGAGACCAGGGAACCUGUCCGAAGGAGGCGCGGGCCAGGCAUGGUGCUCUCUGCUGCCGCCUGGUGGGAGGCAGGAGCAGUGCCGCCUCCGACCUCCCGAGCAGCCUUCACAAGCAGGACAGCGCCCUCCCCCCGCCCUCGCGAUGGAGGGACAGGCUGCGCGGCUCUCCUUCCCUUCCCUGGAAGCCAAAUGCUUCCCACAGCCUUCUCCCCAUUGCCCCGGGGGCUCCCCAAGAGAGUCGGCCAGCUUUGGGGCAGCCCAGCUGGCUGGAGACACGGGCCCAGGCGAGGCAGGCUCUCGGCUCCCCGCCGCCUCCCCCGAGUGCGCCUGCGUGGGGCCUGGCGCUUUCAGCUCGUCGCAGGCGUUUGCGCAGUUCCGCAGGUGGGUGGGGCGCCCGCGCUCUGCGCGCCCUGAGUGCUGAAUCUCGCAGUCUCUCUUCCUCUGCGGACACGCAUUGCCCUCUCCCGUUGUCCUCCGACCCACGUAGUCCGCCGGGACUCAGCUGCCGCGGCUCCCCCGGCUUCAAACCCACAGCGCGUGGAGGAGGGGCUCGGCUCGGCUCGGGGACUGCGGCGGCGGGCAGCGUGUCUGCGGGCGUUCCUCCCUCCAGCCCCAGCGCUCAGGGUAGAGCCUCUAUGGCCCGCGGGUCCAAAGGGAUCUGGAUGGGGCGGGCUGAGGCUGGAGGAAACAGGGUGUCAGGGAAAGGGACUUCCAGCCAACUCACAGCUCCUGGGAACCCACUCACACUGGGUCCACAACAUGGGCAAGGAGCAACAGUUUGACUCUUUAAAGUGCCCAGGAGAAAUCCCCCUGCGUCCAGCCCGUCCUGGAGCCUGAUCCGAGCACUGCACGCGGCUGUGGAUGCUCGCUCGCCCAAGCGCCUGGAGUCUCUCUUCAGCCUUGAUUACAGUCUUCUCUCCUGCGUUACAGCCACUUGGCUGUCACCUUAUCUCUCUGCAGAAUCUUGGCAUCUCUUCCUGCUCCCAGCAGGGGACCUGGCACCCUGUGGGGCUCGAUAAAUGUUUGCUCCAUUGCA